UUGUUAUAUGUUAAAAUGUAUUUGCUAUUAUAUUUUUGUAUAAUAUUAUUUGUUCCACAUUUAAGUGGAAAAAAUGUUUUGACAUCUUUGGAGACGAAUAAUAAUAUUAGCAACAGUAAAAAUUCUACUGAAUCAAUAUUAAUCGAUUUCAAUAAUUCAAACGUUACUCUCAACACCGAGGGUGGCUCAAUUAAACCAGAAUUGCCUUUAAUUUCUCUGCCGAAGGAAGUUCAUUCUGACCUCUCUAAUUUGGACAAGGAAAUUGUUAAUUCGAAAGGGAAAUCUAUUGUUCCUCGAAAAGGGGUUCAAUAUGAAUCAGCGGAAGAUACUUUAUUCAAGCUAAAUCAUUCAGAGAGAAUUGAUAGCACCGUAAGUGACCCAAAAUUUUCGAAUAAUACAGUAAUUGCAGCAUCACUUCAACCUCCAUCUUCUAAGCCGUCCACUCUUCUCUCGUCGAGUAGUGUUGGGAGCGCUAAAGAUAGCACAUUGAACAAAACGCAAAGUACAGUAAGCCCUAAGAAACCUGCAGUGUUGUCAGCUGAAGCAUUGAGUGAAACAGAUCGAAGAGUACAGAUAGAAAAAGCUAAGACAGAGAGUUCAUCAAAGUCAAUUGUUUCUGAUCAACUACCUUCACCUAGUGUGAAGCAUGAACCAGCAACCCACAGUCGCCAUCCUGAUUUGGUCAUGCCCAUUGUUAUAACAAUGCUGGUGGUACCUAUGUUUGCUGUUCUUGGCUACAUGGCACUUCGCCGAGGACAAGAGGCUUGGAAGAAUAGACAUUACAAAAGAAUGGAUUUCUUGUUAGAUGGUAUGUACAAUGAUUGAUGAGCUCUAAGGAUUCCUAACAAAGCUCAUUGCCAAUCUUGGUUGUUGUGAUAAAAAUAACUCUUUUUUUAUAUCUUGUAAUAUGUAGCUUUGUUUUAUUAUACCUAUGCUUAGCCUAGUAAAGGCCAAGGUUGUUUCUUAGUGCAUAAUCAAAAAAUGCAAUAACUGUUGAUAACAUAAAAUAUUUAUUUUUCUAAAUUAGAAUUUAAGAUAGGUACAAUUGUAAUUUUAAAAAUAAUUUGACUGAGAAAAAUCAAA
This is a messenger RNA of Ostrinia furnacalis (Asian corn borer), 1083 nucleotides long. RefSeq lists its product as uncharacterized. NCBI's taxonomy places the organism in Eukaryota, Metazoa, Arthropoda, Insecta, Lepidoptera, Crambidae. The coding region runs from base 16 to 825 and encodes 269 amino acids. The record is from RefSeq and is a predicted model, not a curated record. The transcript has a single exon.